Molecule: messenger RNA, 891 nt
Organism: Chenopodium quinoa (quinoa)
Lineage: Eukaryota; Viridiplantae; Streptophyta; Magnoliopsida; Caryophyllales; Amaranthaceae
Product: ubiquitin-conjugating enzyme E2 28
Exons: 4
Coding region: 192-638 (148 amino acids)
Biological process (GO): protein polyubiquitination
Cellular component (GO): nucleus
Molecular function (GO): ubiquitin conjugating enzyme activity
Source: RefSeq, a predicted model, not a curated record
AAGAAUAUGGAAUCAGAAAAGUAGGCCCCCCAAAAAAUCAGGUACGCGUAAAGAAGAAGCAGCCCUCCUCACAAUUUAAAGCCUUAAAUCAAAUCAAUCUCCCCCAUAUUUUUCAACUCUCCUCUUUCUUCAACCUCCGUCUUCUGCAAUUUCCGCCGUCGUUCUCAAAUCUAGGGUUUCUUUCUUCAACGAUGGCGUCCAAGCGGAUCUUGAAGGAGCUCAAGGAUCUCCAGAAAGAUCCUCCUACUUCUUGCAGCGCUGGUCCUGUUGCUGAAGACAUGUUUCAUUGGCAAGCAACAAUAAUGGGUCCUGGAGAUAGCCCAUAUGCCGGGGGAGUGUUUCUAGUGACAAUCCAUUUCCCUCCUGACUAUCCAUUCAAACCACCCAAGGUUGCCUUCAGGACAAAGGUUUUCCACCCAAAUAUCAACAGCAACGGUAGUAUAUGUCUUGACAUUCUAAAGGAGCAGUGGAGUCCUGCAUUGACCAUAUCUAAGGUAUUACUUUCAAUUUGCUCCUUGUUGACGGAUCCAAACCCUGAUGAUCCCCUUGUGCCAGAGAUCGCUCACAUGUACAAGACAGACCGAGCAAAGUACGAAGCAACUGCAAGGAGCUGGACGCAGAAGUAUGCUAUGGGUUAGUCUGCCUUGUAGGUGGGGGGAUAAGGACCCCUCCCUCCAUUGUGUAUAAAAUGGCAACUCAUUCUUCAAUGUUUAACUGUUGCAGCAGACAAUGAAAAUUGAAAUUCUUGCUACUUAAGGUCAAAGCAAACGCUUUGCAUUUGUCUGUUGGAACCAUUAUGUUAAUUUGAAUUUGUUAAAUUUGUCUUAGUGUGUGCUUCUUUAACGGGGAAGUAAUAAGAACUUCUGGUUUACAAGUUUUUUGGUAGUAUGA